Vitis riparia (riverbank grape) is the source of this 1437-nucleotide messenger RNA. RefSeq names its product probable uridine nucleosidase 2. Gene Ontology annotation, biological process: purine nucleoside catabolic process. The coding region runs from base 94 to 1056 and encodes 320 amino acids. Lineage: Eukaryota; Viridiplantae; Streptophyta; Magnoliopsida; Vitales; Vitaceae. Gene Ontology annotation, cellular component: cytosol. The transcript is spliced from 9 exons. Gene Ontology annotation, molecular function: purine nucleosidase activity. The record is from RefSeq and is a predicted model, not a curated record.
CGGUCCUCUUUUUUGUAACCUUCGGGUUGGAGACUCACAGGCGUUUAAUCGGAUCCUCUGCUGUUACGUUUUGGUACAAUUCAUCUCCUCGCCAUGGCGGAACCCAAGAAGAUUAUCAUUGACACAGACCCUGGGAUCGAUGAUGCCAUGGCCAUAUUUGUGGCUCUGCAGUCACCCGAAGUGGACGUCAUCGGACUCACUACCAUCUACGGCAACGUCUACACCACUCUGGCCACUAGAAAUGCUUUACAUUUGUUGGAGAUCGCGGGGAGGACAGAUAUCCCAGUGGCUGAAGGAUCUCAUGUGACAAUAACUAAAGGUACAAAACUCCGUAUUGCUGAUUUUGUCCAUGGUGCGGAUGGACUUGGAAACCAAAACUUCCCUCCACCAGCAGGAAAGCCAAUUGAACAGUCAGCAGCUGCUUUUCUUAUCGAGCAAGCUAAACUUUAUCCUGGAAAAGUCACAGUGGUGGCACUGGGUCCACUUACAAAUAUUGCACUGGCUAUUGAACUAGAUCCUGGGUUUUCCAAAAACAUUGGGCAGAUUGUUCUUCUUGGUGGUGCUUUUGCUGUAAAUGGGAAUGUGAAUCCAGCAGCUGAGGCCAAUAUAUUUUGCGAUCCAGAAGCUGCAGAUAUUGUAUUCACAAGUGGAGCAGACAUUCUGGCUGUGGGGAUAAAUGUUACCCAUCAAGUUGUAUUGACAGAUGCUGAUCGAGAAAAGCUGGCACAGUCCAAUGGGAAAUUUGCCCAGUACCUGUGCAAGAUCUUAGAGGUCUAUUUCUCUUAUCAUCGCGAUGCAUACAACACCAAAGGUGUUUAUCUCCAUGAUCCAACAGCCCUUCUUGCUGCUGUUAAUCCCUCACUGAUCACUUACACAGAAGGUGUUGUUAGAGUACAAACAAGUGGCAUCACUAGGGGCCUUACACUAUUUUAUAACAAACAAAAGAGGUUUGCUGAAGUCACCGAAUGGACUGACAAACCCACAGUCAAGGUGGCAGUCACAGUUGAUGCUCCCGCGGUUGUCAAGUUGGUCAUGGAUCGGCUUAUUGAUUCAUAGAGAGUAUAAAGACAGGAACUUACUGAUAUUUCAGGAGGCUUCUGCUUCUUCCAUUGUUGUCAUCGGUUCUCAGCAUUGCCCUUCAAGUCAAUGGCCUUGACUCUUGGUAGCCGCACAUUGCAAAACCACUCAUGUUGAAUACAAACCCAAGUUUCUGAUUUGGUUACUGCACCAGUCGAGUGCAUCUCUGCAUCUCUAAAUAGUCAUAAAAUUGUGAAAGUACAGUUCUCUACUUGUUUCAGAAGUGUAACAGUGCUAAUGUUGGUUUUAGCAUAUGAAUUGAACCUGUAGUUGUCAAUGUUGGUUCUAGAGGAAAUUUGAAAGAGGUUUAAAACCAUUGUUGACAAUGCUAUUCUAAUGCAUAUGUACCAGAUCGUAUUU